AUGGCGUCUGUAUCGCCACCUAAGCCCUGGGAGAGAGCUGCUGCCGGAGCAAGCACAGCAUUACCUGCUUCUACCCCCAGCGCUUCAACCAUGACUCCUGCAGCGCCCACAUCGGCACCCGCCGCAGGGACCAUAACCGGAUCUGCACCAUCAACAACAUCAACCUCCACACCCAGUCUACCCUCUCGACCUGACAGUCUCAAUGCAGUCGUCAACCGAACAGCAUCGACAUACUCUCCCUACGGCGCAAACAGAUUCGGCGCAACUCCUUACAGCACAUACGGCGGAUACGGAGGCUACUCAUCACCAUAUUCGCGAUUCGGUUCCAUGUAUGGCGGCUACGGAGGCUAUGGUGGCAUGUACGGAGGCAUGGGUGGUAUGGGCGGGAUGUACCCCGGCAUGCCAGGUGAUCCCAAUGAUCCGAACAGUUUGACGAAUUCAUUCAGUCAAAGCACCGCUGCGACGUUUCAGAUGAUUGAGAGUAUUGUGGGCGCUUUUGGGGGUUUUGCGCAAAUGCUUGAGAGUACUUAUAUGGCCACACAUAGUUCGUUCUUUGCAAUGGUAUCCGUGGCAGAACAAUUCGGAAACCUCCGCAACACAUUAGGCUCCGUGCUUGGCAUCUUCACUUUAAUACGAUGGUUCAGAACGUUAGUCGCGAAGCUGACCGGCCGUCCUCUGCCAGCUGAUGCAACUUCACUUACCCCAUCUGCAUUUUCUGCGUUUUUGAGCGGUCGAUCUGCGCCAGCGACAUUACCUGAUGGCAGCCCUGCUCCUCCGCGACCUUCCCGAAAACCAUUUUUCAUGUUCAUUCUCGCUGUUUUUGGUUUGCCGUAUCUAAUGGGCAAACUUAUUCGUUCUUUGGCUCGUUCGCAGGAAGAAGAAGCCCGUCGCCAACAGGCAGUUAUGGGACCAAAUGGAGAGAUCCAAAGUGCUCCUCUCGAUCCUUCAAAGCUAGACUUUUGCCGCGUGUUAUAUGAUUAUACUCCUGAUGCCCAAAAUACAGCCGGAAUUGAUCUUGCCGUGAAGAAAGGCGAUAUUGUCGCUGUCCUCAGCAAAUCAGACCCAAUGGGCAACCCAUCGGAAUGGUGGCGAUGCCGUGCUCGUGACGGCGGCGUUGGCUAUCUACCCAGUCCAUAUCUCGAAACUAUCCAACGACGGCCAGCACAAGCAGCCAUUACCGCAGGCACCGCGACCAGCGCGCCCGGCAGUCGCACCAGCACAAUGACCACCAAAGUCGACGGCGGCGCAAACCAGCGAUCGCAAAGCAUGACCUCUGUUUCAAAGGACACUGUCAAGCCUGCUAUAUCCGGGAAACUGGGAGAUAUCACUGCGGAAAGUUUUCAAAAGAGCGCUUUUAAUAGUUCAUAA
Molecule: messenger RNA, 1368 nt
Organism: Talaromyces stipitatus ATCC 10500
Lineage: Eukaryota; Fungi; Ascomycota; Eurotiomycetes; Eurotiales; Trichocomaceae
Product: peroxisomal membrane protein (Pex13), putative
Exons: 3
Coding region: 1-1368 (455 amino acids)
Biological process (GO): protein import into peroxisome matrix, docking
Cellular component (GO): peroxisomal membrane; peroxisomal importomer complex; peroxisome
Molecular function (GO): protein binding
Source: RefSeq, a predicted model, not a curated record